CCUCUGCUUCUGCCGGCGCUUCCUCUCCGCCUUGGCCUUCGCUCUCCCGCAGCCGCCGUCGUGCUUGUCGACCUCCCGCUGAUGGAGGCGAUGGAUUCGGUAGCCGUGAUGGAGGUCGCGGCGGUGCCGGACCCGGUCUUCGUCGGCGCCGCGCCCCUGACCCCUCCGCCAGAGGCGUCCGUGCUGCGCCGCAGCGCGCGGUGCCUCAACAGGCAGCGCGCCCCCAUCUACGCGGAGAAGGAGGAGCCCAAGCAGCCCACCGGCCGCCGGGGCCGCCCGAAGAAGAAGAGGGACGCCGAGAACCACGACCCCGCGGCGGAGGCGCAGGUCCCAGCGAAGGUGGCCAGGAAGGCCCCCAAGGCUGAGCCCAAGGAGAAGAAGCCGAUGCCCGUGGUUGAACCGAUAUCUGCGGCUGAUUUCGCUGGGGCUGCCGCGGAGGACGAUGCGUUGGGCAAGGGGAAGAGUGCCAAGCUGCGGGUCAAGGAGACCCUGCGGGCCUUCAACAGCCACUACCUGCAUCUUGUCCAGGAAGAGCAGAAGAGAGCUCAGGCUGUGAUACAGGAGAUUGAAGCUAGCAAAAAUAAGAAGGCUGGCAAGAAAGGUGGUGAAGAUGAAAUCAAAGAGAAGCGCCCAUCAAAGCGACCUGACCUGAAAGCAAUUACAAGGAUGCAAGAAAACAACUCUGUUCUUUACACGGAGAAGGUGAUUGGACAGAUUCCAGGGAUCGAUGUUGGGGAUCAGUUCUAUUCUCGCGCGGAGAUGGUUGUCUUGGGCGUUCACAGCCACUGGCUGAAUGGCAUUGAUUAUAUGGGGAUGAAAUACAAAGAAAUGAAGGGGUAUGCAAACUUCAGUUUCCCUCUGGCAACUUGCAUUGUCAUGUCAGGGAUAUACGAGGAUGAUUUGGACAAGGCCGAUGAGAUCAUCUAUACCGGACAAGGUGGAAACGAUUUACUUGGCAACCAUCGCCAGAUUGGUUCUCAAAAAUUGGCUCGUGGGAAUUUGGCACUGAAGAAUAGCAAGGAUAAUGGCAAUCCAAUACGAGUUAUUCGAGGUCAUGUGGCAAAGAAUAGCUACACUGGAAAAGUCUACACCUACGAUGGCCUAUACAAGGUUGUAGAAGACUGGGUGCAGAAUGGAGUACAGGGGCACGUUGUAUUCAAAUAUAAAUUGAAGAGGCUUGAGGGCCAGCCAUCUUUGACUACAUCUGAGGUGCGAUUCACCCGAGCAGAAGCUCCCAGAAAUAUUUCUGAAUUACCUGGGUUGGUUUGUGAUGACAUCUCUGGAGGGCAGGAAAACAUUCCAAUUCCUGCUACUAAUUUGGUUGAUGAUCCACCUGUUCCUCCACCUGGUUUUGCGUACAUCAAAUCUCUAAAAAUUUCGAAGGGCAUCAAGAUUCCAUCAGAUUGCACUGGCUGUGAUUGUGAAGGAGAUUGUGCCAGCAACAAAAAUUGCUCAUGUGCUAAACUCAACGGUUCAGAUCUACCUUAUGUGUCAUUCAAGGAUGUUGGCAGGUUGGUGGAGCCAAAAGCAGUUGUAUUUGAGUGUGGUCCGAACUGCAGCUGCAACCGUAACUGUGUAAAUAGAACAUCUCAACAAGGUCUGCAGCAUCGUCUAGAGGUAUUUAAGACAGCUUCCAAAGGAUGGGGAGUUCGGACAUGGGACACGAUCCUCCCUGGAGCCCCUAUUUGUGAAUAUGUUGGCGUGCUCAGGAAGACCGAAGAUGUUGAAAGCUUGCUACAUAAUAACUACAUAUUUGACAUCGACUGUCUUCAAACUAUGAAAGGUUUAGAUGGACGAGAGAAAAGGGCUGGGUCUGACAUGCAACUGCCCUCUCUCCAUGCUGAGAACGAUACCGAGGCACCACCUGCACCAGAAUACUGCAUUGAUGCUGGCUCUAUUGGAAAUGUUGCAAGGUUCAUAAAUCACAGCUGCAACCCUAACCUAUUUGUCCAGUGUGUCUUAAUCUCUCACAAAGAUGUUAAGCUGGCAAAGGUGAUGCUUUUUGCUGCCGACACUAUACUUCCACUUCAGGAGCUCUGCUACGACUAUGGCUAUGUCCUGAACAGCGUUGUUUCUGCAACUGGAGAUAUCAUUGAGCUGCCAUGCUACUGCGGUGCCCCAGAUUGCAGGAAGAGGCUCUACUAGCGGAGCUCCUUUAUGGGUUUGGAGGAAACAUAAUUAUAAGUAGUAUUAGGGGUAUGAAUGCUGCAAUGCUUGAUGUGUAUAAGACAAUCUAGACAUCCUAUGAUUAUUGGCAAAUGAAGAGCAUUCUCAUUUUGGGUAGUGCAGAUGACAUGCUGGAACAUCAUAGCAUGAUAUUUUGUGAACAUGAUCCAUCCAUAUAAAAGAUGGAAGAUAUAACCAAGACUUAGAUAGGUUUCAUGCUGGGCAUGAUAUUUUGUGAACAAUUGAUCUAUAUAAGUUAUGGAAGAUUUAACCAUGGGAAUUGUUUA
Molecule: messenger RNA, 2453 nt
Organism: Lolium rigidum
Lineage: Eukaryota; Viridiplantae; Streptophyta; Magnoliopsida; Poales; Poaceae
Product: histone-lysine N-methyltransferase, H3 lysine-9 specific SUVH4-like
Exons: 16
Coding region: 82-2145 (687 amino acids)
Cellular component (GO): nucleus
Molecular function (GO): histone methyltransferase activity; protein binding; zinc ion binding
Source: RefSeq, a predicted model, not a curated record